Molecule: messenger RNA, 2312 nt
Organism: Anopheles merus
Lineage: Eukaryota; Metazoa; Arthropoda; Insecta; Diptera; Culicidae
Product: heat shock protein 70 A1-like
Exons: 1
Coding region: 199-2118 (639 amino acids)
Biological process (GO): protein refolding; cellular response to unfolded protein
Cellular component (GO): cytoplasm
Molecular function (GO): heat shock protein binding; ATP-dependent protein folding chaperone; misfolded protein binding
Source: RefSeq, a predicted model, not a curated record
CCGUGUUUCGAGCAGUGAGCGUCAUUCAGAAAAUAACAAGCAAAGAGUAAAGAGCGAGCUAUCGUGAACUAGAACGUGGUGAACCAAACAAAUUGAAAUAGUGAAUUAUCACUCAAGAUACACAAACGUGAACAGUUUUUCUGCGCUAUCAGUGAAGAAUUUCAGUGCAUACAGUAUAAUAGACACAGCAUUGACAAGAUGCCUUCUGCAAUUGGAAUCGAUCUGGGCACGACCUAUUCGUGCGUGGGAGUGUUUCAGCACGGCAAGGUGGAGAUUAUUGCCAACGACCAGGGCAACAGAACCACACCGAGCUAUGUUGCGUUUUCGGACACGGAGCGCCUCAUCGGUGACGCGGCCAAGAACCAGGUGGCCAUGAACCCCACAAACACAGUGUUCGAUGCCAAGCGACUGAUCGGACGCCGGUAUGACGACCCUAAGAUUCAGGCCGAUAUCAAGCACUGGCCGUUCAAGGUGGUCAACGACUGCGGCAAGCCGAAGAUUCAGGUGGAAUUCAAAGGAGAGCGCAAGACGUUUGCACCAGAGGAAGUCAGCUCGAUGGUGCUGACGAAAAUGAAGGAAACGGCCGAAGCAUAUCUGGGACACUCUGUGAAGAAUGCGGUCAUCACGGUUCCAGCGUACUUCAAUGACAGCCAGCGACAAGCCACGAAGGAUGCCGGUGCGAUCGCGGGCCUGAAUGUGAUGCGAAUCAUCAACGAACCGACGGCGGCCGCAUUGGCUUACGGUUUGGACAAGAACCUGAAGGGCGAGCGCAACGUGUUGAUCUUCGAUCUCGGCGGAGGAACGUUCGACGUGUCCAUUUUGACGAUCGACGAGGGCUCUCUGUUCGAGGUACGAGCCACAGCCGGUGACACACACCUGGGAGGCGAAGACUUCGACAACCGAAUGGUGGGCCAUUUCGUGGAGGAGUUCAAACGCAAGUUCAAGAAGGACGUGUCCAAGAACGCCAGAGCACUGCGACGCUUGAGGACGGCAUGCGAGCGAGCGAAGCGGACGCUUUCCUCCAGCACGGAGGCCACGAUCGAGAUCGAUGCCCUCAUGGACGGAAUCGACUACUACACAAAGAUCAGCCGAGCACGAUUCGAGGAGCUGUGCUCGGAUCUGUUCCGCUCGACACUGCAACCGGUGGAGAAGGCCCUGUCGGAUGCAAAGAUGGACAAAAGCUCCAUUCACGACAUCGUGCUGGUAGGUGGAUCGACCCGCAUCCCGAAGGUGCAGUCGCUGUUGCAGAACUUCUUCUGCGGCAAAUCGCUGAACCUGUCGAUCAACCCGGAUGAGGCGGUAGCAUACGGUGCGGCCGUCCAGGCGGCUAUUCUUAGUGGAGACAAGGACGAAAAGAUCCAAGAUGUAUUGUUGGUCGAUGUGGCUCCGUUGUCGCUCGGAAUCGAAACGGCCGGCGGAGUGAUGACGAAGCUGAUCGAGCGAAAUUCGCGCAUUCCGUGCAAACAGACGCAGACCUUCUCGACCUACGCGGACAACCAGCCCGGAGUGUCGAUUCAGGUGUUUGAGGGCGAGAGAGCCAUGACAAAGGACAAUAAUCUGCUGGGCCAGUUCGACCUAUCAGGCAUUCCGCCGGCACCGCGCGGUGUGCCAAAGAUUGAGGUAACCUUUGAUCUGGACGCCAACGGUAUUCUGAACGUAUCGGCGAAGGAAAUGAGCACCGGCAAGGAGAAAAACAUCACGAUCAAGAACGACAAGGGCCGCUUGUCGCAGGCGGAUAUCGAUCGCAUGCUGGCCGAGGCGGAGAAAUUCCGCGAGGAGGAUGAAAAGCAACGGGAGCGAGUCGCGGCUCGCAAUCAGCUCGAGGCGUACUGUUUCAGUCUCAAGCAAACGCUAGAAUCAGCCGGCUCGAAACUGAGCGAAGGCGAUCGCAAAACUAUCGAGGAACGGUGCAACGAGACACUGCGCUGGAUCGACGGCAACAGUAUGGCAGAGAAGGAAGAGUACGAUCACAAAAUGCAGGAGCUGACGCGGGCUUGCAGUCCGAUCAUGACGAAGUUGCAUCAGCAAUCGGGAGCCGGUCCAUCCCCGACUAGCUGUGGCCAGCAGGCUGGCGGGUUCGGCGGACGCGCGGGCCCCACGGUAGAGGAGGUGGACUAAGAUGAUGAAGAAGGCAGGAGUAGAUUAGAUGACAGUAUUGCAAAGCGGCCAUUAUCGUAGGCGGAGACUGGCCCCACUCAAAAGAAGACUGUGUAAAUAUGUGUAAGUUAGACAAAUAGAGAAUAAUAACAUAAUGUAAUUUAUUGUAUCAGCAAGUAAGUUCCUCGUUGAAUAAAAAGAAAAUUGAAACUAGA